Messenger RNA from Marmota flaviventris (yellow-bellied marmot), 5353 nucleotides. RefSeq names its product SFT2 domain containing 2 (gene Sft2d2). The record is from RefSeq and is a predicted model, not a curated record. Lineage: Eukaryota; Metazoa; Chordata; Mammalia; Rodentia; Sciuridae. Gene Ontology annotation, biological process: vesicle-mediated transport. Gene Ontology annotation, cellular component: membrane.
CCGGAAGGCCGCUGGCGGAGUGAGCGCAACAGGCGGCCGCCGCGGCUGGAGCCGGCGCGGCCCGGGCUCGGGAUGGACAAGCUGAAGAAGGUGCUGAGCGGGCAGGACGCGGAGGACCGCAGCGGCCUGUCGGAGGUUGUGGAGGCCUCCUCGCUAAGCUGGGGCACCAGGGUGAAAGGCUUCAUCGCGUGUUUUGCCGUCGGGAUUCUCUGCUCCCUGCUGGGGACUCUGCUGCUGUGGGUGCCCAAGAAGGGACUGACCCUCUUCGCGGUCUUUUACACCUUUGGUAACAUCGCAUCCAUUGGGAGUACCAUCUUCCUCAUGGGGCCCCUGAAACAGCUGAAGCGCAUGUUCGAGCCAACACGUCUGAUCGCAACCAUCCUGGUGCUGCUGUGCUUCGCCCUCACCCUGUGUUCCGCCUUUUGGUGGCACAACAAGGGACUGGCGCUCAUCUUCUGCAUCCUGCAGUCCUUGUCCUUGACGUGGUACAGCCUGUCCUUCAUACCAUUUGCAAGGGAUGCUGUGAAGAAGUGUUUUGCCGUGUGUCUUGCAUGAUAUGCUGCCAGGUCUGCAGAGCUCUGGAAGGCACCAGGUGUGGAAGCUGGUGGACAUCUUUGUAAAUAGCCCCCAAACCUGUGUCUGGGAGACACGUGCCUUUAUCCCGCAUCUCAACACCUGAGGGUUUGCCUUGGGAAGCGGUUAUGCUCCCACCCCGAAGCUGUGGCACAGAGUCACAGGUGGGUUCUGCACCUCGUACAGCCGAGUCUUCCUCUCACACCUGCUCCUCUUUGGAUGCUGACCCACUGAAUUCCCCUAAAUAAAAAAACCUGGUUAAACAUCAGCAGAUGAGCCCUGGGGAGGCCUCGGGGGGAGGUAGGGACAGAAUGGCGGGGCCAACGAGGCCUUUGCAGACUUGUCCCUCCGCCCGGGGCCUGGUGCUGCUGCCUCCCCCAGCCUGGACUGGCUUCUGCCCUGGGAACCCAGAUGGGUGUUCUGUGCUACCUGGGUCCUGGCGAGCCUGGCCGUGGAGGGGAGUGGGGCCCCUUCUGGCGAGACGCGCUGCUGCCUCCCGGACUUGGGCACUCCUGCUGUUGUGAAGCACCUGGCUGUGGAACGACUUCUCCUGCGUCUGGCGCAGACUCCUCGUCUCCGGGGUCCCCUGUCCCCCAGCUCGCUUCUGUCCUUACGACUUGCUAGCACGAGGUGGAGGGAGAGCAGCAGCAGUAGCAGACACUGCCGCGUCCUGUGGCCGGGGUCGACAGGAGGUGAAAAGCUGGCUGCUUCCUGCUGUAUUUUUUCUUGAUUAUUCCUAGGUGUUUGCUUUUAAGUUGAUUUUAUUUUCUGUCCGCCCCUGCAGUGGAGCCCGGGCAGAGCGGGUGAGAAGACAGAUUCCUGCUGGGAGGGCAGGAGGCCGGCAUGCCUGCCCAGCCACCCUCAGGCGGUCCCUGUAUUGGCCCUCGGCAGUGCUGGGGGCACUGGGAGGACACUGGGCUGCAGGUGAUCAGGUCUUAGCUCACACCCAACCAUGUGCAGUGUGCUUCCAUGUUUGUGGGGCUUUCUGGUCCUCACAAGGGGCUUGUGAGCAGCAGGCCUGUCUCCCCUGCGCAGCUGGGAAACUGGACCAGCCUCCACCUCCCGAGGGCAGGGCUGGACAGGCUGGGCACACCGGGCACACCUCCCCGACCUCCUAGGACUCGCCCUGCCUUCUUCAGCCUGGCCCCUGCCUCCCUGGCUCCAGUGUCUUAUGCCACCUGUGCCGUCUCCUGCCUGCCACACCCCGUCCUUUGUGACCGUCUCCUCCUGGGUCUCUAGGGCAUUUGCUGGUCCCUGGUGUACCCUCUCAGCUGCUCUAUGCCACCUGACCAUCAGCAGGGCCUGUCUGGAUCAGCCGGAGUCCCUGGCACCCCAGGACCUCCAGGCCCACCCUCAGAUGAAGGCUCUCUGGGUUUUCCUCUUGGCUGUCACCUGGGCUGUGCUCCAGCACCUCCACACCAAAGGCAGUGGCCACUGGCUGGCUGUUUGCUUGGGGCAGUGAGCUCAGGCUGCCUGGGUUCUGCCUGUGGCUGGAGAGGUCAGAGCAGGGCUGACGGCAGAGGCAGGCCAUCUUGCAGGCCCUUCCCAGGCUGCCGAAGGCACUGCUGUCUUCCACCUGCCCUGAGCCAGGAGGGGAGACACGUGCUACCCUCUGGCUUUUGUGGGGUGUAUUCAUGUCCCAGUUCUUCUGGGAGACAGUUCAGACCCCAGAAGGACAUGGGGAGGUCGGGGUCCUUCUCUUAUAGAUGAUGUGAGAUAUGGGGUUGGCCUCAGUGGGCUGGAGUGAUGACCCCUCCUUGCCCUUUCUGAGAUGCCUUUCAAGGUGUCACCAGGCUGUCCAGCACAGUGGCAGUGAAUGCAGCUUAGAAGUCACAGGGGUCUGGGUGUGAGCUGGGCUAGUCACAGACGAGUGUCCUGUUGACCGAGUUGUGUAUAGUGUCGUUCUCCAUCUCUGGACACAGGGCGAGGACGAUGCUUCCUGCUGGCGCAUCGCAGGAUGCUGGAGGGAGGUGCGGCAGGGCCCAGCUGGCUCGAGCCCCCUCUGUGAAGGGCAGGCGUUACUGUUGAAUCUGAGGAAUGAAUACUGGUGACCCUGGCAGUGGCAGGGUGAGCAUGUGGCCGUGAGCUUAUCUGACUGACGCUUGGUACUGUGUGUCCUCUCACUGAUGUGCACAGUGACUGUUGCUGUUGUUCCCAUGAUGACAGAGAAGCAGCAGCGCCGGGGAGAGUCCCACCUCCCACCGGCAAGGGCACCAGGGCACGUCCUGGGCAGAGGCCUCGCAGGAGCCAGGCUUCUCCCUAACUGCCGUGGCCGUGGCUGGUUUGCCCAGACAGCCCCGUGAGAGUGCUGAGCAGCUUUGGGAUGUGCUGCCUCCCGGACCUGCAGACUCACCCCCCACUUUUCCUGCGGUGCCUCCUUGUUUGUUUGCCUUUGUUUGGAGGAAGAAACCCACUUCCCCUCUGCUGCCGUCUGUACCAAGCCCCCCAUGGGUGGACACAACCCAGCGGGCGAGGGGAGGUUCACAGUGGGUUGUAGUCCUGAGGCUCCUCGUGGACUUAUUUGCUCCCUGCUCUGGUCCCUGCCCCCUUCACUGCUGGGCAGAGGAGGCACCGCUGCAUUUGAGGAGGGGGGGCCAUCAGGUGGUUCUCCUGUGGUGGCCAUGCUUGCUUGUUCAGGCUGUGCUCCCCACGUGUGAGAAGUCCUGGCAGAGGCUCCCUGUGAGCUCCCUCCCAGGGCUCUGUGAGCGCUGCGCUGGGAGGGGCUCUGCCCUGCAGCCAAGUGCCCUAGGCCCCCUCUCCUGCUCCGGGCUCUGAGGGUGCCUGUUCGGUACCAGGCAAGGGAGGCACCAAGUUCCUGCUCCCGCCUCUGCCUCACUCUGGUUCUCCUCCUCUGAGUGGCUGCUGUGCAGACGCGGCGUGUUCCCGGGGUGAUCUCUCAGUGCUGGAGUCGGACCCAGCACACUCGUAUGGUGACUCGUGGCUCAUCUGCCCGAGUGCCACUUCCCUCUGCCAAUCACUGUACGCCAAGGGAGCCGGAAACAAUGGAAUUACCUUUUGAUUCCUCCACAGAAAGAAAAGUUAGCAAGUGGGCCUCACCUUGAGAAAGGUGUGGGGUUGGCCAGUGUGGCAUCCGCUUCUGAUGGCCCUGUGAACAGGGCAGGAGCCACAGUGUCCCUGAAGAGCUAGAGCAAGGCCCUGAGGCCAUGGGUUCUCGAUCCCAUGCGACAGCCUGCACCAGGCCUCCCUCAUCUCUCAGAUGACGUCUGACCAGAGUCACCUGUGGGAUUAUGACAGAUACUUGAUUCACAACAUAAUAUAAAACCUCAUUUGAGCACAUAAAAAAAAUAUUCAACUGUUCAAAGGUACAUGAAACCAUCUACUAGAGCUUUUAGCAUAGUUUUAAAAUUCGCACAUCUAAGAUAUUUAUUUUUGUAAUUUUGACACAUGCAAGAGUUUACAGAUAGUAUUUUUAAAAAAGCAAAUUGUUCCUCAACUCAAAUUAAAUACAGAUCUGUUUGUUUAACCCCUGAAACCUGCUGUCCCCCCCCCCCCCCAACACCAAACAACCUAGAGGUCUAGAGUUUUGCUUGAGAGGUUGGUUAGGAGGUGAUCCAUCAAGGUACUUUCCAACUCAGAAUUCUGUGCAGUCCUGGAAUCCAGUGUUUUUGGUCCGGUGAAGAGGAAAGUGCAGGGGAUUCAUGUGACCUGGGUCCACUCAGGACGUUCAGUUGCACUUGGGUAUUUCUUGACGCGGGGAUGAUGCUCCGCAGCCCUCCCAGCCUGACCUGGAGCGAGACCCUGGUUAGUCGGGUUCUGCGGCAGUCAGGUGAGGGGCCGGCAGCCUUUCCAGCAGGAGCUGGUAGUGACCCCAGGCUUCAAAGCUGUUUUCUAUAGACAAGCUGAUGGGCAACCAGGGAAGCAGCCGGUGCACAGCAGCAGCUGUGCUGGGGAAUGGGGUCAGUCCACACAGCGCGACAGUGAGGAUGUGUGUGUUCCCAACACGACAGCACUGCGUUUGAUAAGCAGCCACAGAGCCAAAAUAGCAGCAGCAAAAGCACAAAUGGUCCCCAAUGUCAACAGGCCGGGUGUCCGGGCAGAGCAUCUCUGUGAGGUCUUUAGAGGACAAAUGGAGGCUGGCGCUGGGCCAGUUUGCUCUGCCUGUCAAGGGUCCUACUACAACAGGAAAUGAGUUUACAUUGGACUUUGUGAUCUUUCUGCUAUGAAAAGUAUUCAUUUUGCCUUUUUCUAUGUAUUUGCUUGACUUACUUAGCAACCUUGAAUAAGGAAAGGAAAAAGAAAAAAACCCUCUGAACUCUGAUCUUUUGUUGUUUGUGUAAAUUCUGGAUGUGAAGUUGGGACUGAGGGUGUUCAGACACCUAUGGAGAGGGCUCGGGUGUGGCGCAGUGGUAGAGCACUUGCCUAGCCUGUGCCAGACGCUGGUUCAACUCCCAGCACCACCAAAAAAAACCCCAAAAAACCUUUGGUGAAUUUGUGUGCCUCAGAACACUGCAACAUGCCUGUUCUAACACGAUGAGCUUUUAGAAAACUUUGUUACAACAUGAAUCAGUUUUUUAUAAUUGUAUAGCUACAACUAAUUUUGAAUGCUACUUAUUGAUAACUGAAUUUACUAAUUUUGAAUGCUACUUAUUGAUAACUGAAUUUUUGUAUCCAAAAACAUAUUCUUGGGAAUCUAUUUCAUAUAAUAUUGUUUUCUUUUGACUAACCUAUUUCAGAGAGAGUGUCGCUGGUAACUAAGCUCUUUCCUCUUCCUUCUGUCACAAUUAUCAUUCCCCAAUAAAUGGUAGUGUGAUGAUCUUAA